Chanos chanos (milkfish) is the source of this 3279-nucleotide messenger RNA. It is a transcript of the gene aclyb, whose product is annotated as ATP citrate lyase b. Bases 1 to 3279 code for a protein of 1092 amino acids. The transcript is spliced from 27 exons. NCBI's taxonomy places the organism in Eukaryota, Metazoa, Chordata, Actinopteri, Gonorynchiformes, Chanidae. Gene Ontology annotation, molecular function: ATP citrate synthase activity. The record is from RefSeq and is a predicted model, not a curated record. Gene Ontology annotation, cellular component: cytosol. Gene Ontology annotation, biological process: fatty acid biosynthetic process; citrate metabolic process; acetyl-CoA biosynthetic process.
AUGUCGGCUAAAGCCAUUUCAGAACAGACGGGAAAAGAGUUCCUGUACAAGUACAUCUGCACCACAGCCGCGGUGCAAAACCGUUUUCGCUACGCCAGGGUUACCGCUGAAACAGACUGGGAACGUCUGACCCAGGACCAUCCAUGGCUCCUUACUGAGCGACUGGUAGUGAAGCCAGACCAGCUGAUUAAGCGCCGAGGGAAGCUGGGAUUGGUUGGUGUUGACCUGGAUCUAGAGGGCGUAAAGGAAUGGCUGAAAACACGAAUGAUGAAAGAGACCACAGUAGGAAAGGCAAAGGGCAUCCUGAAGAACUUCCUCAUCGAGCCGUUUGUUCCACACACACAGAAUGAGGAGUUCUACGUGUGCAUUUACGCCACGCGUGAGGGGGAUUACGUGCUGUUCCACCACGAGGGCGGGGUGGACGUUGGCGACGUGGACGCCAAAGCUCAGAAGCACCUGGUGGGCGUGGCAGAGAAACUGUCCGAGGAGACCGUCACCGAGCAGCUUCUCACACAUGUUACAGAUGAGAAGAAAGAGGUCCUGGCCAGUUUUAUCGUGGGACUCUUUAACCUGUAUGAAGAUUUGUACUUUACAUACUUGGAAAUCAAUCCACUUGUGGUCACUCAGGAGGGCGUGUAUGUACUGGACAUGGCUGCCAAAAUCGAUGCUACAGCAGACUUCAUCUGCAAACCCAAGUGGGGGGAUGUGGAGUUCCCCCCUCCUUUUGGCAGAGAGGCCUACCCUGAGGAGGCAUACAUAGCCGACUUGGAUGCAAAGAGUGGAGCCAGUCUCAAACUGACCCUGCUCAACCCCAGAGGCCGAAUCUGGACCAUGGUGGCAGGGGGAGGAGCAUCAGUGGUGUACAGUGAUACGAUUUGUGACCUGGGUGGGGUUGAUGAGUUGGCCAACUAUGGAGAAUACUCUGGUGCUCCCAGUGAACAGCAGACCUAUGACUACGCCAAGACCAUCCUAUCACUGAUGACUCGAGAGAAACACCCUGACGGAAAAGUUCUGAUUAUCGGAGGAAGCAUUGCUAACUUCACUAACGUGGCUGCUACCUUCAAAGGUAUUGUCAGAGCCAUUAAAGACUAUCAGGGGCCUCUGAAGGAACAUGAGGUGACCAUCUUUGUGCGCCGUGGGGGGCCAAACUAUCAGGAGGGUCUGAGGGUGAUGGGAGAAGUCGGAAAGACCACGGGGAUCCCCAUUCACGUCUUUGGCACAGAGACCCACAUGACGGCUAUUGUUGGCAUGGCCCUGGGACACCGGCCAAUCCCCAACCAGCCUCCAGUCGCUGCUCACACAGCCAACUUCCUGUUAAACUCUAGCGGCAAUGCCACCACGCCAGCAGCUACCAGAACCGCCUCUUUCUCAGAGGCCAAAGUCACUAACGACGUCACUCCUGCCAAGAAACCCAAACCCGGUGUCCCGCCAGCCAAAGCCACUACUUUGUUCAGCAGGCACACAAAGGCUAUAGUGUGGGGCAUGCAGACGCGGGCAGUGCAGGGCAUGUUGGAUUUUGACUACGUGUGCUCACGUGAUGAGCCCUCAGUGGCUGCCAUGGUCUACCCCUUCACUGGGGACCAUAAACAGAAGUUUUACUGGGGUCACAAGGAGAUCCUGUUGCCUGUUUAUAAGAACAUGGCCGACGCCAUGAAGAAGCAUCCGGAAGUGGACGUUCUCAUCAGCUUUGCCUCACUGCGCUCCGCUUAUGACAGCACCAUGGAAACCAUGCAGUACCCACAGAUUCACACCAUCGCUAUCAUAGCAGAGGGGAUUCCUGAAGCCCUUACCCGCAAACUCAUCAAAACAGCCGACGAGAAAGGCGUCACCAUCAUCGGCCCGGCAACAGUGGGGGGUAUAAAACCUGGCUGCUUUAAGAUCGGGAACACGGGGGGAAUGCUGGACAAUAUCCUGGCGUCCAAGCUGUACCGGCCGGGAAGCGUGGCUUACGUUUCCCGCUCGGGAGGCAUGUCCAACGAGCUGAACAACAUCAUCUCCCGUACCACGGACGGCGUGUACGAGGGAGUGGCCAUCGGAGGAGACAGAUACCCUGGCUCCACCUUCAUGGACCACGUGCUCCGGUAUGAAGACACGCCCGGAGUGAAGAUGAUCGUGGUGCUGGGAGAGAUUGGAGGAGUUGAGGAGUAUAAGAUCGGACAGGGGAUUAAAGAGGGCAGGAUCACUAAGCCAGUGGUGUGCUGGUGUAUUGGAACUUGUGCUACCAUGUUCUCCUCUGAGGUGCAAUUUGGGCAUGCAGGAGCGUGUGCUAAUCAGUCAUCAGAGACAGCUGUGGCCAAGAACCAGGCACUGAGGGAGGCAGGAGUGUUUGUCCCCAAAAGCUUUGAUGAACUGGGUGAUGUUAUUCGGUCAGUGUACGAUGACCUGGUAGCCAAUGGGAUCAUCAUUCCCGCUCAAGAGGUGCCACCCCCAACAGUGCCGAUGGAUUACUCCUGGGCCAGAGAGCUUGGGCUUAUCCGUAAACCUGCUUCCUUCAUGACGAGUAUCUGUGACGAGAGAGGACAGGAGCUUAUCUACGCUGGCAUGCCCAUCACAGAGGUCUUCAAAGAGGAGAUGGGCCUUGGGGGAGUCCUGGGUCUGCUCUGGUUCCAAAGGAGGUUACCCCGAUAUGCCUGUCAGUUCAUUGAGAUGUGCCUGAUGGUGACUGCGGAUCACGGGCCAGCAGUAUCUGGAGCUCACAACACCAUUGUUUGUGCACGUGCUGGGAAAGACCUUGUCUCCAGUUUGACCUCUGGGCUGCUCACCAUCGGGGAUCGGUUUGGAGGGGCCCUGGAUGCUGCAGCGAAGCAGUUCAGUAAAGCGUUUGACAGUGGCAUGUUGCCUAUGGAGUUUGUCAACAAGAUGAAGAAGGACGGCAAGCUCAUAAUGGGAAUCGGACACAGAGUCAAAUCGCUCAAUAACCCUGAUAUGAGGGUGCAGAUCCUCAAAGACUUCGUUAAACAGCACUUCCCAGCCACCCAGCUGCUGGACUACGCCCUGGAAGUAGAGAAGAUAACCACCUCUAAGAAGCCAAACCUGAUCCUGAAUGUAGAUGGCUUCAUCGGCGUGGCCUUUGUGGACCUGCUCAGAACAUGUGGAGGAUUCACUCGAGACGAGGCAGAUGAAUUUGUAGAGAUUGGAGCACUUAAUGGAAUCUUUGUCCUGGGACGUAGCAUGGGUUUCAUUGGUCACUACCUAGAUCAGAAGCGUCUGAAGCAGGGCCUGUACCGCCAUCCGUGGGACGACAUCUCAUACGUUCUUCCUGAACACAUGUCCAUGUAA